AUGGGGAAUAAGCACACGUCUCUCGAUCGUGAAACUCUUGACAUGCUUCAGAAGAAGACGAAGAUGUCACCAAAGGAACUUAAGGACUGGUACAAAAGGUUUCGUAAACAGUUUCCUGAUGGACAAAUGAGUCGGUCUGAGUUCGCUCAGGUUUAUUCUGAUUUUUUUCCCGGAGGUCACUCGGAUGCUUUCGCAGAUAUUGUCUUCAAUAAUUUUGAUACAAAUGGAGAUGGUGCUGUUAAUUUCACGGAAUUUACUUGUGCUUUGGGGAUAAUCAACAAUGGAUCGGUGGAUGAAAAAAUCAACUGGGCAUUCGAUUUAUACGACCAAGACAAAAACGGUGUAAUCUCUUUAAGUGAAUUGACGACCAUGCUUAAAGCCCUCUACAAGUUGGUGGGUGUCCUUGACACAAGCCAACUGCCACCUGGUCAUUUAACUCCGGAGCAGCACGCAGCGGCCAUUUUUGAGAAGUUGGAUGUUAAUAAGGAUGGAACUCUCUCGCGCGAGGAAUUUAUACGCGGUACCAGUGGUGAUCAGAAUGUAAUGGCUAUGCUAAAAUUUACCGACCCUUGCUGA
This is a messenger RNA of Echinococcus granulosus, 576 nucleotides long. RefSeq names its product Neurocalcin. Bases 1 to 576 code for a protein of 191 amino acids. The transcript has 2 exons. The record is from RefSeq and is a predicted model, not a curated record. Lineage: Eukaryota; Metazoa; Platyhelminthes; Cestoda; Cyclophyllidea; Taeniidae. Gene Ontology annotation, molecular function: calcium ion binding.